GGCCGUGUCCACGCGGGGCAACGCCGAGGCCCUCGUGGCCCUGUUGGUGCUGGCCACCCUCUACUACACGGAGGGCAGCAGCGUGGCCAGGGCCGCCGCCUGCUACGGGCUCGCCGUGCACGUGAAAAUCUACCCGCUGACGUACGCGCUGCCCAUCGCACUGCACCUGCAGGGCAGGCAGCACGGGCACGGAGCGGCCCUGGCCAUGGGGCACCACGGAAAAGCGAGGUCCCCCCUGCUCGGGUUCCUCUGGCAGCUCUUGACAAACCGUGACGUGCUGCUUUUUGGAGCAGUCGCAGGGUCCGUGCUGGGCAGCCUCACAUUCGCCUUCUACUACCUCUACGGCUGGGAGUUUUUGGAGCACGCCUACCUCUACCACCUGACUAGGAGGGACACCCGUCAUAACUUUUCUCCCUAUUUCUACAUGUUGUAUUUAACUGCAGAGAGCAGAUGGAGUUUUGCCCUUGGGCUCGCAGCCUUCCUGCCCCAGCUGCUUCUGCUCGUGGUUGUGUCUGUAGUAUUUUACAGAGACCUUGCUUUCUGUUGUUUCCUCCACACGGCCAUUUUUGUGAGUUUUAACAAAGUGUGCACAUCCCAGUAUUUUGUCUGGUAUCUCUGCCUUUUGCCCCUCAUCAUCCCUAACCUCAGGAUGUCCUGGCGGCGCGGUGCGCUGCUGCUCUCCUUGUGGUUUCUCGGACAAGGCCUGUGGCUCGCUCCUGGAUACUUUCUGGAGUUCAAAGGGUACAACACUUUCUUACUGAUAUGGUUGGCAGGCUUGCUUUUCCUUUCUAUUAAUACCUUUGUACUUGUUCAAAUUAUUUCCCACUACCAAAGAGAAGCCCAAGUGGUGGAAAAAAACAAACAACGGUAA
Molecule: messenger RNA, 871 nt
Organism: Tinamus guttatus (white-throated tinamou)
Lineage: Eukaryota; Metazoa; Chordata; Aves; Tinamiformes; Tinamidae
Gene: PIGM
Product: phosphatidylinositol glycan anchor biosynthesis class M
Biological process (GO): GPI anchor biosynthetic process
Cellular component (GO): membrane; glycosylphosphatidylinositol-mannosyltransferase I complex
Molecular function (GO): GPI mannosyltransferase activity; alpha-1,4-mannosyltransferase activity
Source: RefSeq, a predicted model, not a curated record